Molecule: messenger RNA, 1237 nt
Organism: Callorhinchus milii (elephant shark)
Lineage: Eukaryota; Metazoa; Chordata; Chondrichthyes; Chimaeriformes; Callorhinchidae
Gene: acer2
Product: alkaline ceramidase 2
Exons: 6
Coding region: 1-822 (273 amino acids)
Biological process (GO): ceramide metabolic process
Cellular component (GO): membrane
Molecular function (GO): hydrolase activity, acting on carbon-nitrogen (but not peptide) bonds, in linear amides
Source: RefSeq, a predicted model, not a curated record
AUGAGCAGGUUUUGGAACCAGCUGCAGGCUGGCAGCUCGGAGGUGGACUGGUGUGAGGGCAAUUACCUGAUCGUCUCAAACAUCGCUGAAUUCUACAACACGAUCAGCAAUGUUUUGUUUUUUGUAUUGCCACCCAUUUGCAUGUGCUUAUUCCGUCAAUAUGCAACAUGUUUCAACAGUGGGAUAUACCUAAUUUGGGCACUGCUUGUCGUUGUAGGUAUUGGAUCAGUUUACUUUCAUGCGACUCUGAGCUUCCUUGGCCAGAUGCUGGAUGAGCUAGCUAUCCUUUGGGUUCUAAUGUGUGCCUUUGGCAUGUGGUUCCCCAGAAGAUACUUGCCGCGGAUUUUUCGACGAGACAGAAGCCGAUUCAAAGCUAUGGUUGGAAUCCUGUCUGGUGUUGCCACAGUCCUUGCAUUUGUGAAACCAGCAAUUAAUAACAUUUCAUUGAUGACACUGGGAGUGCCCUGUACGACUUUGCUUAUUGUUGAAUUAAAAAGAUGUGAAAAUGCUCGUGUUUACAAGUUAGGUUUAUUAUCUGGAUUUUGGUGGACCUUGGCUCUGUUCUGCUGGGUCAGUGACAAUUUCUUCUGUGAACUCUGGUCUGCAUUCAAUUUCCCAUACCUGCACUGUGCAUGGCAUAUCUUGAUCUGCCUGGCUGCUUACCUGGGCUGUGUCUGCUUUGCUUACUUUGACGCUGCCUCGGAGAUCCCAGAGCAAGGUCCAGUCAUCAAGUUUUGGCCCAGUGAGAAGUGGGCCUUUAUUGGCGUUCCGUACGUUACUCUUCUUUGUGCGGAAAACAAGUCCUCACUGAAGAUCACUUAAGAAAAGCAGUAAAAGUUACUCCUGCACUUUGUUUUUGAGCAGAGACUUAAGGAAGUUUAUUCUGCAAGGCUUCGGUAUUGACUGGAUUUCUGGAAAUUAGCUAGCUGUACACCUUAGAACAAAGCUUCCUUCUUGCGAACAACACUUAGCACAUACCCUCAGGAAUGAACCUACAUUAUUUGUGAAGAAGUAUUUGAUAUGUUUAGAAUUAAUCUUUUCAGUGAUUGGUAAUUAAUUUUUUACCCAAACACAAAUCACGGCAAGAUUAGGAGUAUUAUUUUUUAGAAAGAAAUGUAGCAUAUUUAGAAGCUACUGUGAAUGAAAUCCUCUGCGGUUCAGCACUGUUCUCUAAUUAUUCUUUAGAAGCAACUUGCAAAGUUAUGUUUUGCAAUGUUCAGGUGGAAAAUCUAUGCCU